Messenger RNA from Rhizophagus irregularis DAOM 181602=DAOM 197198, 3009 nucleotides. RefSeq lists its product as uncharacterized. The record is from RefSeq and is a predicted model, not a curated record. Gene Ontology annotation, molecular function: telomerase RNA binding; telomeric repeat DNA binding; protein binding. Gene Ontology annotation, biological process: nuclear-transcribed mRNA catabolic process, nonsense-mediated decay. Gene Ontology annotation, cellular component: telomerase holoenzyme complex. NCBI's taxonomy places the organism in Eukaryota, Fungi, Glomeromycota, Glomeromycetes, Glomerales, Glomeraceae.
AUGCCGUCUUCGGAUUGCCAAACUGCUUUAGAUUUAUAUAAAUCUUCGGUUGAGUUGGAAGUUGAGCUUCGUCAAGCCACAAAAUCUAGAUCGAUUUUUGACAAACAAGUUGCUACUUUACGUUCUAAGUUACGGGAUAUCUAUGAGAAAAUUAUUUUUCUUGAUUAUGAAUUUGCUCAAUCUAAGGAAGUUGAACAGAACUUGUGGAAAUAUGUGUAUUAUAAGGUUAUCGAAGAUUUCAGAAAGAAGAUCCGUGCCUUGCCCGCCCCUGCGGCUAAUGGAAGAUCUAAGUCAACUUCUAAUAAAAAGUUGAUUAGUUCUUUUCGUUCUUUUCUACAUGAAGCGACAGGAUUUUACUAUUCAUUUAUUCAAAGACUUGCGAUUCAUUUUGCGUUGAAACAGUUAGAUCCAGUUAUAAAGAAAUUUGGAUUAACGAUAGAGCCUACUGAAGUUUGUCAGCGUUCUUACUCUGAAGAUAUUAAACAACGAGCUGUGCUUAGUUGCCAUAAAAGUUUGAUUUUCUUAGGUGAUUUGGCUCGCUAUCGAGAAUUACAGAGUGAUCGAACAAACAAAAACUGGUCAACCGCAUGUGAUUACUAUAAUCAUGCUAGACAGCUAGUUCCUGAUAGUGGUAAUCCUCAUAAUCAAUUGGCUGUGAUUGCCACUUAUAAUUCUGAUGACUUUCUUGCCGUCUACCAUUAUUAUCGCAGUCUUGUUGUCAAACAUCAAUUUUUGACAGCGAAAGAUAAUAUUAGUCUUCUGUUCCAUAAGGCCCAAAAUGAUAAUUCACCUGACGGAGAAGCGGAUAUGGUUCAAAAACAGCGAGAAAAUGGUGGAAAAAGACGUUUUUCUCAUCAACGUCAAGUGUCUUCGUCAUCAAUGGCUCAGUCAAAUAAGUUAAAGACAAACGAGGCAAUUCAAUCUUUUUUUGCUGAUUUCAUUAGGUUACAGAGCAUAUUAUAUUUAAAAGUAAAUUUAGAAUCAUACUCUGAAUUAAAGGCGUCUGUAUUGAAUCAAUUGAAAGAGCAUGUACUUUCUCGUGCAUUGGAACCCGACCAUCUUUUGAAAUUGACCGUGAUAAACAUGGCAGCUUUAUACGUAAUUCGACUCAUCUCCAACGGUGAAAAUGGAAGCACUAACCAUAGCCCAAAAGCUACAUCCACAUAUUCACAAUCGUCCAAAAAGGCUCUUGUCGAGAAGCAUUCUGUAUUAUUGGUGUUGGAUACCCUCACAACAUUAUUGGACAUGUGCAACUCUGAAUUAACCGAUGUUUCCCUUGACGGAAUGGAUCAAAGGCACAACGCAGUUCAGAUUCUUCCUGCUUCUGUUAAAAGGAGUCUUGCAUCUCUUCGUGCGGGAACGAAAUGGGUUUAUUCGAGACUUGAUUAUAUAGCAUCUAUGUCUAAUAUUAUUUCUAAAGAUCCUAACGUUAAGAGCGAGUUUGGUAAUUUUGCAAGAUUUUGGGAAUGUUAUGCCAAAUUUCUUAAUGCAAUGGAGAAAUUAUUACCUCAUGAUCAAGGUGUUCCUCUCGAUGUUCCUUUGAAGGAGGAUUUUGAACUAAACGGAUUCUCGGUUCUUAAGGAUCAUAUAUUUGUGGAUAAAAAUACAACAGCAAAUCAGGUCGAGCCAUUUGAAGAAGUGGACAUGCGUAUUUAUGAUAUUUUUGAAGAUGCGAAAAAGAUUGCUGAAUCAGAAUUGACUCAAUUAUUUUAUUAUGAUGGAGUCUUUAGCGCGAGUGAACCUCCUUGCAAAAUUACUUCUCCUGUUAAUAAUAUUCUUAUUCCGGCAGAACAUGAAAUUGUAGAACAUGAUUUAGAAGACACUAGAGAUGAAUCUAAAGUUGUCACCGACUUGAUUAUUGACCGGGACGAUCAUAACCUAGCCGAAUCACAGUCAUUUUCACCGAAUAGUCCUAAAGGAAAGAAUAGUGAUACAGCCGAAGAUGAAUCAGAGGAUGAGGUAAUCUUAUUCACGGGUCGUCAUUCGACAAUUAUUGAUAAUGAUAAUUUAAGUGCAACCACCUCAAAAAAAUCUUCACCUCGUCUAAUUGAAAAACAAGAUAGCCCAACAACAGCUGAGUUCUUACUGAGUCAAGUUUUAAAUCAACCAGUUACUUCAUCCACUUCAUCCGGUUCUUCUAACAAACUAAAUGAACAACAAAAGUAUUGGAAUCAUUUUAAUACGCCCCAAUUAUUCCCUACUAACAACUCCAUGCAAUAUGAUAAAUUAGAAACUAAACCCGUAAUUUCAGAUAAACUAGAUUAUCUAACACCUGUAAGCAGACCACCUACUUCUAUUUCAAAUGGACUUUUGAAUAUGAACAUUAACCAAACUUCGGUCGCGAGCCCAACACCUGUUUCUGGAGUUCCAAAUGCCUCUCAAGAUCCUCUUGUCCCAUCCACUAAGCGUUCAUUAAAUGAUGUAAAAACUGCACUCCCAUAUCAGAAUAUGGCUACUUCCCCAAGUCCAUCUGCUUCUCUAUUUGCAUUCCCGGGUUCAGAAGUAUCUCAAUUUGGUUUGUUUGGCCAUUCUAAUAAUGGUUAUACAGAUGCUCCUCCAGCUAAAGUUGGCACAUCAACGACCGUAGCUCCUCCUCCUGGAUUUACUUCUGAUCCAUCUAAUUUUGAAAUACAUAAACAGGGUCAACAACAAAGUAGCAAUUAUCAACAAUCUUUGUUUCAAACAUCUAACGCUUUCGCAUUUCCAUCCUUUGAUAUUAUGCGCACUCAAUGGAAUAAUGGUAGCAAUUAUAAAAUUAAUGGAACGCCUGAUAAUAAUACUACCAUGCAAGUCAAUGGAGCAACUCAUCAAGGAAAUCGUGAUAUGAAUACUUGUGCAUCUGAUCAAACUACCGAUUCAUUAUUUUGGUUCACGGAUCCCACAGAUACAAAUCUCGCAUCGGCAAAAAAAGGAACUAAUGUAUCUUUGUCGGAUCCUAAAACAACAAACGAUUCUCGUGAUCAAUUUCGCUAUUAUUCACCUGGUUGGACCCAUGCAUCAAUUGGCUAA